Molecule: messenger RNA, 993 nt
Organism: Dibothriocephalus latus
Lineage: Eukaryota; Metazoa; Platyhelminthes; Cestoda; Diphyllobothriidea; Diphyllobothriidae
Source: the annotation of a GenBank genome assembly
AUGAAGCGUGCUGCAUUGGUCCUCCUCACUCUUCAAAAUGUAUCCACUGUUCUGCUUUCGCGCUACAUCCGCUCGCGACCAGGCGAUAUGUUUAUCUCCUCAACUGCAGUUGCGAUGAGCGAGUUAGUAAAACUCCUUGUUUGUCUCAUCGUCAUCCUCGUGCAAGAGGGCUUCAGCUUGCGCGGCUUCAUUUCAAACCUUCGUGUCAAUAUCUUCUCCGAUUGUCGUGACAAUUUGCUCAUCGGUGUGCCGGGCAUUCUGUACGCUGUGCAGAACAACCUCCUUUUCCUGAGCGUCUCACAUUUGAAUGCUAGUGUUUUUCAGGUCACAUAUCAGUUGAAGCUUUUCACGACGGCCAUCUUCUUCCGAAUCCUGAUGAAAAAGAUCCUCACUCUGAAGCACUGGGGUACUCUGGUACUUCUCUUCAUUGGAGUGGUACUGGCUCAGGCGGACAGUGCAUCCCAGCGAUCUCAUUCUGCCACCAACAGUGUUGUGGCUUGCACCCUGUCGGGUUUUGCGGGUGUCUUCUUUGAACUCGUUCUGAAGUCCACCAAAAAGACUAUUAUUGUACGCAACAUCCAGCUCUCUGUCUAUGGCAUCGCCACCAGCCUCAUUUCUGUUUUCAUUCAGGACAAAGUUCUAGUCACAGAACGUGGCUUCUUCUUUGGCUAUGACGGUCUCGUCUGGUUGGUUAUUUUUAUCCAAUCUUUGGGUGGCCUGUUGGUAGCCGCGGUGGUCUGCUACGCUGACAACAUCUUAAAGAACUUCUCCACCUCGGUGGCUAUUAUUAUGACCCUCCUACUGUCAGUGGUUUUUCUGCACCACAGUGUCACCUGGUUCCUUGUGGCGGGCAACAUAUUUGUUAUCGGUUCCACCGUACUCUACAACAUGUUACCCCCGCCAGCAGUCCAAAACAACUCCGGUACCUCGACGGACUCGGUAAAGGAGGAGCCGUCCGCCUCCUCUACCAGCACACUGACCUCUUCCGUCUAG